GAAGAAGAAGUCCAGAAUGAUAAAUCAAUAUCUUCGGAGCAAACUACUGCUAAUACUGUUACAGAACAUGAUAAUACUGAUCCUUAUGAUAAUUUGCCAUUAGAAAAUGCUUCUUCCUCGAUUACUUCGAAGAAAUCGCGGAAGAAGUUGCGCAAGGAAAAAACUAAAAAAACUAGCGAUGAUGUUUCUCAACAGCUAUGUUUGGACAUUAAUAGAAAAUUGGACUGGAUAAAAGAGCAUGUCGGGGGAUUAGAAACGUUUGUUUCUGAAAAAUUGACUGAGAUUUCGGAAAAUUGGAAGCAAGUCGGCCAUACUCAAUCAAUAUCUGCAGGAAAUAAUACAGGUUUGGAUAUUUCAAAUAUUAACCGCCCUCCUGCUGUAGGAUACGUACGCGUCGAUAAUAAUACGAUUCAUUUAGGCCAAAGUAUAUGGCUCCCAAAACAAACUUACUGCGACGUAUUUUUCAGUGCAACUACAAAUGUAAUGUUCGUAAAAAAUAUUGCCAUGGCUGUGUACGGCGCUCAAUAUUUAAAAGAACACAGCGUAAAGGGCAAAGCUUGUAACAAAACAAAAAGCAAGCCAAGGCCAGCCAUUGAUAAUAAAAAAGCUCUGGCUAUAAAAGAAAUUUAUGAAUACUAUUUGAAAGAAAAUAAACGUUUUACUGAAGAAGAAGCGGCGGAGGAAGCAAAUAAUUAUGAAGAUUAUAUUAGAGGUAAAAUAUGUGAUUUACGACGACCACGAACAUCAUCUAAAAACAAAAAAAAGGACAAUGAAACUCAAUCUAGCAGCCGUGGCAGCGGCAACGGCAGCGACAGCGGCGGCGGCGGCAGCGGCAGCGGCAGCGACAGCGGCGGCGACAGCGACAGCGGCAGUGGCAACGGCAGCUGCAGCGACGACAGUGAAGAAGAACCGUCAAACCAAAAAAAAGAUAAUACAACUCCAAGUGUUUAA
Molecule: messenger RNA, 951 nt
Organism: Cotesia congregata
Lineage: Eukaryota; Metazoa; Arthropoda; Insecta; Hymenoptera; Braconidae
Source: the annotation of a GenBank genome assembly